CGAAAUUGUUACGGAGUAUAAACAUUAGGACUAAAAUGUCAUUUUCUUCCCCUCCAUUUGAUGAUUAUGCAGAUUUUUAGACUAAUGAGUUCUUCCCUUGAGUUGAGAGACUUGGGAGUAGCAUUGGAUCCUGCACCACCGUCCAUUUUUUCACGGAUUUCUUGGUGCUUCACCCGCCAUUUUCGCUUUCUGCAAAGUAGCAUGUGUAUAUCCAAUGUAAAUAUCAUUACUAUUGGCAUCAAGAUUGCUUGAAACUGCAGAACUUGGCCAAAACAAUGGCACUUCUGCGGACCUUGAAGUUGAGCCCUGCUCCCAAUUUCCCACUUCAUUUGACUACCCUUUCAAUAACACGGCCAUCCCUUUUUCUGGGUUGGUCUUCCAAGUUCAAAGGGUUGAACAAAUGCUACUCUGUUAGGGAAUUCAGGGCUAGGAGGACUCGGGCUUUGGUCGAUGAUCAUCAAGACUUGAUCGGGAAUGUUUCUCCCGAUUCUGGCAUUGACAGUCAGGAAGUGGUUGUUGAUAGUCAUCCAAAGAUGCCAGAGCGAGAUUUUACUGGCACCGCUUAUGUUCCCGUCUAUGUGAUGCUACCGUUAGGCACCAUCAAUAUGAACUGUGAGUUGGUGGAUCCUGAUAGUCUGAUAAACCAGUUAAGGGUCUUGAAGUCAAUUAAUGUUGAUGGGGUCAUGGUCGACUGCUGGUGGGGGAUUGUGGAAGCACAUGCCCCUCAGCAGUACAAUUGGAGUGGUUACAAGAGGCUCUUUCAAAUUGUGUGUGAUCUUGGCCUAAAGUUACAGGUUGUUAUGUCCUUCCAUGAAUGUGGCGGAAAUGUUGGUGAUGAUGUUCAUAUUCCACUUCCUCAGUGGGUGAUGGAAAUUGGCCACAAUAAUCCUGACAUAUUUUUCACAGACAGAGAGGGAAGACGAAACAAUGAAUGCCUCACUUGGGGAAUUGACAAGGAACGAGUUUUAAGAGGCCGAACAGCUCUUGAGGUUUACUUUGAUUAUAUGAGAAGCUUCCGCGUCGAGUUUGAUGAGUUCUUUGAGAAUAGAGUUAUUUCUGAAAUUGAGAUUGGACUAGGUCCAUGCGGUGAGCUGCGGUAUCCUUCUUAUCCCGCAAAACAUGGUUGGAAAUAUCCUGGUAUCGGUGAAUUUCAGUGCUAUGACAAAUACCUGAUGAAGAGUCUGGAAAAGGCAGCAGAAGUGAGAGGACAUGCUUUUUGGGGCAAGGGACCUGAUAAUGCAGGUUCAUACAAUUCGAAGCCACAUGACACCAGAUUCUUUUGUGAUGGGGGUGACUAUGAUGGAUACUAUGGCAGAUUCUUCCUGAAUUGGUACUCUCAUAUUCUGAUUGAUCAUGGUGAUCGUGUGCUUGCUCUUGCAAAUUUGGCCUUCGAAGAUACUCCAAUUGCUGCAAAGCUCUCAGGUAUUCACUGGUGGUAUAAAACAGCCAGCCAUGCUGCUGAGUUGACUGCCGGAUUUUACAAUCCGUGCAAUCGUGAUGGCUAUGCUCCAAUUGCGUCAAUGUUUAAGAAACAUGAUGCCACUCUUAAUUUCACGUGUGUUGAGUUACGUACAUUGGAUCAGCAUGAAGACUUUCCAGAGGCAUUAGCAGAUCCCGAGGGUUUAGUUUGGCAGGUACUAAAUGCGGCUUGGGAUGUUAGCAUAUCUGUUGCCAGUGAGAAUGCUCUUCCAUGCUACGAUAGGGAAGGAUACAACAAGAUAUUGGAAAAUGCCAAGCCUCUUACUAAUCCAGACGGGAGACAUCUAUCCGCUUUCACAUACCUCAGACUCAACCAGAGUCUCAUGGACCAACACAACUUCAUCGAGUUUGAACGCUUUGUGAAGAAAAUGCAUGGGGAACCUGUCCCUGAUUUGGUAGUCGACACGAGUGAAGAAGCAGUUUCAGAUGUCAAAUAAUCGACAAGACUUACAGUUUCAGAGAAGUUAGAAGCAGAAUGUCUGACCGCCUUGUGAGUUGUGACAACAUCAUAAGAUGCUGAAUCGUGGUUAUCCAAGCUAAUAUCUAUUCUGCUCUAUUUUGUAAAGUAGUUUAUGCUGGAGGAACAGCCUCCAUAGCUCCUCCAAGUGCAAGAAGGCUUGUAACUUUGUUGAUAGAUGUACAUAAUAGAGGAACAAACUUUUUCCACAUUCGCUUUGUUUGGUUGGUUUCAAAUUAUCGCAACAUUUUAGGGUUCAUACUUCUAAACAAUCUAUCGAAUCUUAUCCUACAAAAAGUGAGGUCUAAAUUGUGGCGGGAAGAUAAAUUCGAAACUCUACUCGAUUGUGUGAAAUAUUUCUCGUAAUGAUA
Oldenlandia corymbosa var. corymbosa is the source of this 2307-nucleotide messenger RNA. NCBI's taxonomy places the organism in Eukaryota, Viridiplantae, Streptophyta, Magnoliopsida, Gentianales, Rubiaceae. The record is from the annotation of a GenBank genome assembly.